Aspergillus nomiae NRRL 13137 is the source of this 1629-nucleotide messenger RNA. Its product is annotated as putative MFS myo-inositol transporter. Gene Ontology annotation, biological process: transmembrane transport. The record is from RefSeq and is a predicted model, not a curated record. The transcript has 3 exons. The coding region runs from base 1 to 1629 and encodes 542 amino acids. Lineage: Eukaryota; Fungi; Ascomycota; Eurotiomycetes; Eurotiales; Aspergillaceae. Gene Ontology annotation, cellular component: membrane. Gene Ontology annotation, molecular function: myo-inositol:proton symporter activity.
AUGGGCACUAGACAUGAAAGCGAUACAUUGGACCAUAAUGCUCCUCUACUUAGCUUUUACGGACACACUACUCACGACCUCCCCGACAAUGAAGAGGAUAGGCACAUUGAUAGGGAGUCAAACUGCUCGGGCACUCGAUUUAUAUGGGCAUUGACAUUCUCUGCUGGUCUUAGUGGGCUAUUGUUUGGUUAUGACACAGGGGUGAUUUCCUCAACGCUUGUAUCAAUCGGCACGGAUCUCUCCAACCGCGAUCUUACAACACUAGACAAGAGCCUGAUUACAUCUUGCACAAGCUUGUUUGCUUUGGUAGCGAGUCCCCUUGCUGGGAUUCUGGCCGACAGGUUCGGUCGCCGAAGGGUUAUAUUCAUUGCAGAUGCGCUGUUCGCUCUAGGAGCUCUUGUGCAGGCAAUCUCCAAUGAAGUAUGGAGUAUGAUUGCUGGUAGAAGUAUUGUGGGAUUAGCUGUCGGCGGUGCGAGCUUGGUCACUCCAAUAUACAUCUCCGAAUUGGCACCAUCCAAUAUGAGGGGCAGACUGGUGACGAUCCUCUCCUUGUUCAUCACAGGUGGUCAAGUUGUAGCAUACGUCGUGGGUUGGCUCUUUUCCUCGAUUGAUGGAGGAUGGCGCUGGAUCGUUGGCCUUGGAAUACUUCCCGCACUCUUCCAGCUUGUUAUCCUCACCGCUCUACCUGAAACGCCCCGAUGGCUGGCACAAGCAGGAUUCGAAACAACUGCUAUAACUGUCCUGGGGAAGAUCUACCAGGGUCAUCCAGACAGUAACUACAUUGCUAAACAAAUUUUACGGGAAAUACAACAGGAGGUAGCGGAAGAAAGGUUGGGCCAUCCUGAUAGUUCUUCUGGGGCCGACCAACAAUGGCUUCACUACAUCUCGCAGCGCACCAAAGACCUCUUCUACAUUGGCGGCAAUAGAAGAGCUUUGAUAAUAGCAAUGAUGCUGCAAGGUUCGCAGCAGCUUUGCGGUUUCAACAGCCUUAUGUACUUCUCCGGCCUCAUAUUUUCAUCUCUCUCCUUUUCAUCGCCGACGCUCACGUCGCUGUCAGUGGCCACGACUAACUUUCUUUUUACAUUGCUUGCAUUUACCUACAUCGAUAGAAUCGGCCGACGCCGAAUCCUCCUUUAUUCCAUACCUAUCAUGACACUAUCUCUCAUCGUUUGCGCAAUAGCUUUCUCUUUGGUAUCAUCAGAUUUGACCUCUUAUCCACAGACCCGUGCAGGGUCUAGUGACACCGUGACGGGUGACCCAACGCUCCCUAUCACCAUACUUUUGUGUUUAACGGUUUACACCGCUUCUUACGCCUUCGGGCUUGGCAAUGUACCCUGGCAGCAGUCCGAGCUGUUUCCUUUAAGUGUACGGUCUCUCGGGUCUGCAUUCGCUACAGCAACGAACUGGACCUCAAACUUCAUUGUUGGGCUUACUUUUCUUCCCAUGAUGGAACUGUUGUCCCCAGGGUGGACCUUUGCGACAUAUGCGGUCGUCUGUGCAGUUAGCUGGUUUGGUGUGUGGAUGAUCUAUCCUGAAAUGAGUGGGCUCGGUUUAGAAGAGGUCAAGGAACUCCUCGCAGAUGGCUGGGGUGUCAAGGAAAGUCUGGUGAGGACCCGCAACAACUCCUAA